AUGCAAGAAAUUCGAAAGUAUAGCUUUCCAACAGCGAAGGAAGCGUGUUUGCCAUCAAGUCGAGUAAGCAAAGAGCCUCCCUUUUCAAACACCGGUAUUGACUUUGCAGGCCCUUUAUACGCUACUAACCAUCAAGAAAUGGAUAAAGUAUUUAUCUGUUUGUUCACUUGUGCCUCCACUCGAGCGGUUCAUCUUGAACUUGUUUGUUAUUUGUCUGUGCUAUCGUUUCUGCAAGCUUUCCGAAGGUUUGUCUCACGAAGAGGUUUGCCGUCUAGACUAAUAUCAGACAAUGCCAAGACCUUCAAAAGUGCUUCAAAGGAAGUUGCUAAUAUACUGAGAUCAACUGACAUACAAAGCGAACUGGCUUCUAAGGGUGUCAAUUGGGAAUUUAUCAUUGAAAAGGCACCUUGGCAAGGAGGAUUCUACGAACGAAUGAUACAAAGUACAAAGAGAUGUUUAAAGAAAACUCUCGGUCGAUCCUCAAUGGAUUUUGACGCGCUUGGAACCAUUUUGGUAGAAAUUGAGGCUACCAUUAAUAAUCCUCCACUUACAUACAUCUAUGAUGACCAAAAAGGAAUUUCUUACCCUCUGACUGCAUUUCAAUUAAUUUACCGAUGGCAACAUACUCUUACGGCUAGUGAUCGACAAUUUGAAAUCAUCAGUACGAAUCGAACACUAACCAGAAAGAUGAAAUAUCAGAAACGUUUGUUAGAUCAGUUCAUUAAUGGUUGGAAGUUGUUUUAA
Molecule: messenger RNA, 744 nt
Organism: Xenia sp. Carnegie-2017
Lineage: Eukaryota; Metazoa; Cnidaria; Anthozoa; Malacalcyonacea; Xeniidae
Exons: 1
Coding region: 1-744 (247 amino acids)
Biological process (GO): DNA integration
Molecular function (GO): nucleic acid binding
Source: RefSeq, a predicted model, not a curated record